CGCAUGUGACACAUCACCGUAGUGUUGAUUGAAUGUGGCUUCGACGCAUGUCGAGAUUUUAACUCUGAAAUUAACUAUAAUAUCUAUUUUUCAAACUGCACGAAUUCUGUCAGAAGUGAAGCUUACAACCAUAGGAGGAUGCGUGGUAUAUUAGUUUUUCUCGUGGCUGUCGGAGCUGCAUCUGCCCUCUACAGUGCUAGUGACGAUGUGGUGGAACUCACAGCUGGAAAUUUCAAUUCAAAAGUCAUCAACAGUGAUGCUGUUUGGCUUGUGGAGUUUUAUGCACCAUGGUGUGGCCAUUGUAAAAACCUAGCACCAGAGUGGAAGAAAGCUGCUACUGCUUUGAAGGGCAUUGUUAAUGUCGGAGCAGUUGACAUGGAUGUUCAUGGUUCAGUCGGUGGCCCAUAUAACGUCAGGGGAUUCCCCACAAUUAAGAUCUUUGGAGCCAACAAGAAUAGUCCUUCAGAUUACAAUGGUGCUCGAUCAGCUUCCGGAAUCACGGAUGCUGCGAUGAAGACCCUCAAGGAGACAGUUUCUGCAAGGCUCAGUGGUGGUGGCAAGCGUGGAGGGAGUAGCGGAGGAAGUGGCGGCGGAGGAGGUGGAGGCAACAAGGGAAACUCAGACGACGUGAUUGAAUUGACCGAUGGUAACUUUGAGAAGGAGGUACUUCAAUCUAAAGAGGGAUUCUUGGUUGAGUUUUUCGCUCCGUGGUGCGGCCAUUGCCAGAGACUUGCACCCGAGUAUGCUAAAGCAGCCACGGAACUCAAAGGGAAAAUCAAACUCGGAGCGUUGGAUGCUACAGCACAUACUGUGAUGGCCUCGCGAUUUCAGGUGAAAGGCUACCCCACUCUGAAGUAUUUUCCUGCCGGUGCUAAGGAUUUUAACAGCGCUGUUGAUUAUACGGGUGGUCGUACUGCAUCAGAUAUCGUCGCCUGGGGACUUGAAAAAGCUGCUGAUUCCGUUGAACCGCCAGAAAUCUUGGAGCUUACAGGUAAUGAAGUUUUAACAGAAGCAUGCAAGGAGCAUCCUCUGUGCAUCGUCUCAGUUCUUCCACACAUCUUGGAUACUGGAGCGGUGGGUAGGAAUCAGUACAUACAGAUUCUCAGAGAGUUAGGAGAAAAAUACAAAGCUAAGCUUUGGGGGUGGGUGUGGACAGCAGCAGGAGAGCAUUCGUCAUUGGAGCAGUCUCUUGAUAUCGGGGGCUUUGGAUACCCUGCCAUGGCUGUUAUGAAUGUCAGGAAAAAGAAAUUUUCUAUCCUCAGGGGGUCAUUUGACAAAGCGGGAAUCGAUGAAUUUUUGCGUGCAAUUUCUGUUGGAAGGGGCUCAACACAAACUUUAAGAGAUGGACUCCCAGAGAUUCAAUCUGUAGAAGCAUGGGAUGGGAAAGACGGACAGCUGCCAGUGGAGGAUGAUAUUGACCUCAGUGACAUUGACUGGGAUGAUGAAGAACCAAAUAAGGAUGAACUUUGAACUUUGACCUCAACACUCAUAUUAAUUUAUUCAACCCUGGACUCCUGCAAUAAUCUCCAAGCUUCAUGUCGUGUGUGUAGUCUCGCUUCAAGGUAGAUAGAUCUGAGGAUGUAACAUGAAAGAGAUAUACUUGCUUGUACAAUUUAUUUGUAACAUUCUGUAAUGUUUUGCUGUAAACAUACAGUUAUGUUUAAUCGUACAAUUGAUGUUAUCUUUAUGAUUACAGGGCUCUGAUUGUUGAUCUAAGUUUCAUACAUUUUUAAAAGAAUGGGAUGAUUUUCAUGCGUAUUAUUACUGUCCAUAUUGUGCUAUGGUUUUAAAGGAAUUCUUUCUGAGAAGGACUGCUGUGGAGGGAUUGAUAAAUCAAUGUCUUUUGUGUGAUAACUCUAGAUGUUUUUUUUCGGAAUGUUAUCCACAAUGCUCAGUUAUGUACCCCCACUUCUGUUGUACAUCAACCCUUUACAUGUACACACUACUUUAAUAACUGGUUUUAUGCAGAACCAGUUUACCUCAAUUUUCAACAAGAUUGUUUAACCUGUAUCAUCACCAGUGUCUUUCUGCCUUGAAGACAGACUAUGUUUUUAUGGAGUGUAUGGUUCGUGAGUUCAUAUUCCUAAUUUUCAAAUCCCUAAUUUUGUUUGAAAGGUUUUUUUUUUUUUUUUUUUUUUUAGAAUUCAAAGAAUAUGUAUACAUUUAUGGUCAUUGGAGAUUUUCUAGAUGCUAAAAUGUAUGUUCCUUACUAUGGUUGUCAUGACAACCUUAGAAAUGAAUCUGGUAGAUAUUGUUUGAAAGGCCACUGAGUCCAAGUUUUGUGGACCAAAGUCAGACAGUAGUACAGUGUACAGUAGUACAGCCACAUCUUGCAGCCCCAUCUAUCAAAUGGUUGAACACAGAUCUAUUCCAAUCAAACUCAUAUUGUGAUUGAUAAAAACAGUAAUAUCUCUUUACUCCACAAAUUUAGACCAAUCGUAAUUUGAGUUUGACUCAAUUCCAUCACAUUUCUUUGUGAGACAAGGCCAUAGUGUGCUACUGUCAUGGAGGUUACAAUUAGACAGUACUUGAAGUGAAAUGGCACAGUGUACUUUUAUAUGUUUCAUUUUCUGGCAAUUCUAAAAGCUUUGAUAAGUCCCUUGUUGAAGUCACUUCCA
This is a messenger RNA of Lytechinus variegatus (green sea urchin), 2618 nucleotides long. RefSeq names its product protein disulfide-isomerase A6 homolog. Gene Ontology annotation, molecular function: protein disulfide isomerase activity; protein-disulfide reductase activity. The coding region runs from base 139 to 1470 and encodes 443 amino acids. The transcript is spliced from 11 exons. Gene Ontology annotation, biological process: response to endoplasmic reticulum stress. Gene Ontology annotation, cellular component: endoplasmic reticulum lumen. The record is from RefSeq and is a predicted model, not a curated record. Lineage: Eukaryota; Metazoa; Echinodermata; Echinoidea; Temnopleuroida; Toxopneustidae.